UUUUUCCUACUGAAUUUAGACUCGUCGGGUACAUGUGUUGAUCGUAUUAGCCGUAGAUAUUGUAGCCAUGUGAUGAAAGGUGUUUAAUAUAGUUUUAAGCAAUUUGAGGUUAGAGAGCGAAUAAAAUGGAAGAAGGAUUUUUUACAAGAAAACUGGAAAUAGGCAGCUGUGGUAAAUCCUUAACAUUAUUCCAGAAAGAAGUAGGGGAUGUUAGUUGUGUUGUAUGGGAUGCAGCAUUAGUAUUGGCGAAAUAUUUGGAAGUCAGAUGUGGAAAAACGCAAAAUUGGCUUAGAGGUCAGUCAGUUGUAGAACUUGGUGCUGGGUUGGGAUGCGUGGGCUUAACAGCAGCAUGCUUUGGUGCGAAUGUAACGAUGACAGAUCUACCUGAAGUUAUGCCACUUCUUCAGAAAAAUGUUGAUGCAAAUCAAGCCGUAUGGAGGUCUUGCGGAGGCAAAGUUUCCACUCAAGUUCUUCAGUGGGGCUCAGAAAUUCAGGAUUGGAAGACGCCAGAUGUAUUAGUCCUGGCCGAUUGUGUGUACUAUAUGGAGUCCGUGGAGCCAUUAGUGAACACACUGUGUUGUUUGACAGAUGAUAACACUGAAGUCAUUAUUAGUCAGGAGGAGCGAGAUACAGAGAAACAACGAAUUGUAUGGAAGGUUUUCAGGGACAUGCUACAGAGUCAUUUUGAAGUGAUGAAUGUUUUAGAAAAGGAACUACACCCAGACUUCUGCAGUGUGGAUAUUGUUGUUCUCCGAGCAGUGAAGAGACCUCAUUUUAACAAGGUUCAUCUUAUAUAGUUGUGCUGUAUGCUAAGUGUACAAUCAAUAAAGGUAAAUUAACAUCAUGUUAUAUUCAUA
This is a messenger RNA of Zootermopsis nevadensis, 857 nucleotides long. RefSeq names its product protein N-lysine methyltransferase METTL21D. Gene Ontology annotation, cellular component: protein-containing complex; cytosol. The record is from RefSeq and is a predicted model, not a curated record. Lineage: Eukaryota; Metazoa; Arthropoda; Insecta; Blattodea; Termopsidae.